AUGUGUAAGUCUGGAGUCCAAUGUUUGGAAGAAUCCAAGGGUGGAAGUAGUAGUAGUAGUAGUGGUAGUAGUAGUAGUAGUGGUAGUAGUAGUAGUAGUAGUAGUAGUAGUAGUAGUAGUAGUAGUAGUAGUAGUAGUAGUAGUAGUAGUAGUAGUAGUAGUAGUAGUAGUAGUAGUAGUAGUAGUAGUAGUAGUAGUAGUAGUAGUAGUAGUAGUAGUAGUAGUAGUAGUAGUAGUAGUAGUAGUAGUAGUAGUAGUAGUAGUAGUAGUAGUAGUAGUAGUAGUAGUAGUAGUAGUAGUAGUAGUAGUAGUAGUAGUAGUAGUAGUAGUAGUAGUAGUAGUAGUAGUAGUAGUAGUAGUAGUAGUAGUAGUAGUAGUAGUAGUAGUUUAAUAAACGCAGAUGAUAAGAACAAUUCUUUCCUGACUUGGUGA
This is a messenger RNA of Schistosoma turkestanicum, 432 nucleotides long. The record is from the annotation of a GenBank genome assembly. NCBI's taxonomy places the organism in Eukaryota, Metazoa, Platyhelminthes, Trematoda, Strigeidida, Schistosomatidae.